UGAACCUUUACGCCGAUAGAAAAUACACUUCAUCAUAGCCUACCAAAACCGUGAGCAUCUUUAAGGUAACCUAUAAUUCAAAUGGCUAUCGUCAAAAAAACUCCUGAUUGUUCUACCAAACAUUACUUGCUGAUCCAUGGGAAGUGCUAUGCUGCGCUUGAGGAUGACACCCCCUGCAUGAUCGAGUCGAUUCUAUGAUGCGACGUGUGGCUUUGUGGGAGUGCAGAGGCGUCCCGCAGUGCUGAUCAUUGUGUCUCUCUCACUUUCUAACGAGCCAUUUCACAACACCGGGGAGAAGAAAACAGCUAGUGGUAUCAGCGGCUGCACAUGUGGAGUGACGGCGGUGCAUGAACACUCUUCCAACGACUGAGGCAACGCAGAGGAAUACAAGCACAAACAUGAAAAGCUUCUUUUGCCAGAAUGUAUCGCUUUGGCGCAUUGUGUGUGUUUUUUUUAAUAUAGCUUAAUCAGCUUAGUUCAUUCGUGAAAGUGAUAGAGUUAAUUCAACGAGGCGGGAGAGGUGAAAUACCUUAACACAACACAACAUCGGAAAGUAUUGGACUGGGCGAAGGAAGGAAGGCUGUUGUGCAUCACAACUACCGGCAACUUAUCUUGUGAAAAAUCUAUAUCAGUUAAUGCGCCUUAUCUGGAAUAAAAAUACAGGAGAAAAUGCAUUGGAGGCAACGAUAUUAUCUGCCAAGUUAAGCAACGGGGUUGACACUGAAAUCUGGAUUACUGGUGAUACUCUUUUGGGCGAACACAGGACUACGGGCUUCCUCUCGCCGUAAGCUUCAGCUCGGUCCCGUGGCCAGACUACGUCUCGGUCGAUGGUGAGGGGAUCCAUGCCGUCUCAAAGGGAGAGGAGAGGAGCGCUGUCCCGUGCUGGAUGGAUGGUUAUGGGGAAAGGAGCAGGACCUUCGGCGCUAGAAGUCGGCAAGAUCCUCGCUGUGUUUCUUUAUCUCUUUCCUGCAGUGAGCUUACAGUGUAAAAUCCUCAAGUGCAACUCGGAAUUCUGGGCUGCGACGACGGGUUCCGAGCCUGAGGGGGACGUGGAGUUCUGCACGGCACUGCGGGCCUAUAGCAGCUGCGUGCGCCGGACCGCCCGGACUUGCCGCGGCGACCUGGCCUUCCACCUGGCCCAGCAUGGCAUCGAGGACCUGAUGAGCCAGCACAACUGCUCCAAGGAGGGUCCCACGACCCCGCCCCGUGCCAGGCGCCCGCCAUCCCCCGUCCCGCCCCAGCUGCCCGAGGAGACCACACAGGGCAGUCCGGAGGUGUGCCACUAUGAGCGCAGCCUGCCGCGCCACUCUGCGCCUCCCAACUACACCCACUGCGGCUUCUUCGGCGACCCGCACCUACGCACGUUCACGGACGACUUCCAGACGUGCAAGGUGGUGGGCGCUUGGCCGCUCAUCCACAACAAGUACCUGUCGGUGCAGGUGACCAACACACCUGUCAUUCCCGGCUCCUCUGCCACCGCCACUAGUAAGCUGACAAUCAUUUUCAAGAACUACCAGGAAUGUGUCGACCAGAAGAUGUACCACGCAGAGACAGACGAACUCCCGGCGGCCUUUGCUGAUGGCUCAAAGAACGGGGGUGAGCGUCAUGGCGCCAAUACCCUGCGGAUCAUCGAGAAGGUUCCGGGCCAGCACGUGGAGAUCCAGGCGCGCUACAUUGGCACCACCAUCGUGGUCCGGCAGGUGGGUCGCUACCUGACGUUUGCCGUGCGGAUGCCCGAGGAGGUGGUCAAUUCCAUGGAGGACCAGGACAAUCAGGACCUCUACCUGUGCCUGCACGGCUGCCCAAACAACCAGCGUAUCGACUUCAGGACAUUCAGGGCCCACGCCGUGGAGAGUCAGGCCCAGGGUCGGGCUAGGCCCGGCAGCCCUCAGCAGCCUGGCUUCACCUACCAGACAGCCGUAGCCAAGUGCAAAGAGCGCCUCCCUGUGGAGGACAUGUACUUCCACUCCUGCGUGUUUGACCUGCUGUCAUCGGGAGACAUCAACUUCACCCUGGCGGCCUUCUACGCCUUGGAGGACGUCAAGGUGCUCCACUCCAACAAGGACAAGCACCACAUUUUCGAGAGGGACAUGCACUUAGGGAACGCGGGGCGCAAGGGGUCGUACUCGGUCCUCGUGCUGCUCCUCAACCUGUUGGCUUUGGUGCUCUGGACAGAAGGUUGCUCAACACAUCUAUAGUCCACCACCGCGAUCUCCAUCUUCAUUGUCGUCAUCUUCAUCGUCCAUGUGAUGGCUUUGAGCCUGUGUGUGUCUGCGUACCGCUGGUCUCGGCUGUGUCACGUCCAGUCUGUCGGAGGCAGAGCCCCUGCACUGGUGCACCCCCUCACUCCCAAUCCCAAGAUGGCGGUGGUGGUGGCAGUGAGGGGGGUGAAGGUUCCAGAUGGGUUGGGCGCCGGGUCAUCCCGCUCAUUCCAGCCAUGGACUCACUCAUGUUCAUUGUGGUUCGUUAUGCACCGAGGGGGGAACAGUAACGUCGUUAUUUGUGAAGUCGGACUCGGGAGUGAGAUCCCUUGCUUGUCAUCGCGCUGCUGUUGCUGGCUUCAAGGGACACGGUUGUGAUGAGGAGGAACUGCAGUGAGAGAGAGACCCCCCUGUCCUCCCGCUCCCCCGCACACACUCCAUCCCUCCCCACCUCUGUCUACUGAGAGCUUGGAUGUCCAGCUUCGGAUUUAAUCCCUCAUUCCCAGAGAGGCCAAGUAGCCUAUGGGAGACGGUGAUGGGAUUUGGGAUGAUCCUCUGUGGAAAGGACAUUUUUUUCCCCCUUCUCUUCUUCUAUCCCUCUAUUUUUAACUCUCAUUGAGGAUCUCCUCCUUCACUGGUGCCAAGUGAGUGGAGUGGUUGUAUUUGGCCCCUGGUGUAUGUAUGUGUGUGUGUGUG
Alosa alosa (allis shad) is the source of this 2897-nucleotide messenger RNA. It is a transcript of the gene rgma, whose product is annotated as repulsive guidance molecule BMP co-receptor a. NCBI's taxonomy places the organism in Eukaryota, Metazoa, Chordata, Actinopteri, Clupeiformes, Clupeidae. Gene Ontology annotation, molecular function: coreceptor activity. Gene Ontology annotation, biological process: BMP signaling pathway. Bases 828 to 2198 code for a protein of 456 amino acids. The transcript is spliced from 4 exons. The record is from RefSeq and is a predicted model, not a curated record. Gene Ontology annotation, cellular component: plasma membrane.